AUGGCUGAGCGGUCAAAGAAGCAAAGAAGGAAAAGUUUUGGCGUGUUUGGGUCCACCGGGCUAUUGUCUCUGGAUUCCGCCUCACCCGUCACUGGCUCUCGAUUUCGCGCUGGUGAUCGAUCGUCGUGCGAUGCGUUGACGUUGGCAAGAUAUUACGGCGAGCGUCACGGACGGGUGGAUGCGUUUGACUCUGCGGUGGUUGACGACGUCGAUAUCCAACAUCGCCGACAACUCCAACAGCAAACACCACAACAGCCACAGCCAUGGAUGAGCAGCUCUAAGGAGGAUCCGAAGCAACUACGCAACAGGAAAACACGCUCAGGAAGCAGGUCCUCAUUGCUGAACAUGGCUUUCGUCAGGCCGCGACCUCCCAGCUCCGGCGAGAUGAAGGCAACGAAACAGCCCAGGACGACCACCGCUAGACCGUUGUCAUAUUCACCACAGCUGGCCUUCCAGGACGAAGAGCUCAGUCUGCCGAACUUCACACUCCCUCACUCCGCCACCGAGCCAAAUAUCCGCUCUCGAUCGAAAUCCGUGAACCGGUCACUGGCCAGAAGCUCGGUCUUUGGCUCGCUGAGAUCCCUCAAAUCCAUGGACGAAGACCAGAAUUCAACGAGGACGCGGUCCAGAUCGACGUCGAGCAAUGAAGAUGACCUGCCUAUCAUGCGGGAUUCAGGCAAUUCCCGCGCCCAAAAGGCCCAGCAACAGCACCAUCCUCAUCACCUUCAGAUAAAUCGGAGUUUUGGGGUCAAAGUCUUGCAUCAUGGCGAAGUGCAGACUGCAGGGACAAUGUGGAGGAAGAGGAGCCAUUAUCUCGUCUUGACGGAAUCCCACCUCGUCCGGUUUAAGAGCCAAAACAAGGCAGCAGAGGUUUUCCCGUCUAUACCGUCGUCCUGGGGUCGAAAUAAUGGCACAGCCGCAGCAUCGAAUCGCCUCUCUAUGGUUUCUCUUGCAUCUCUACAUGAAAACCAACUCUCAGGAGGAGCGGCAGCUGGAGGGAACGGCGAAGGAGGGAUAGGAAUUGCCCUUAAUAGCAUAAUAGCUGUCCACCGGUUGGAUGAUGGGAAACCCUACUUUUCAAUUGAAGUAUGCUACGCGGACGAAAAGUACCCCAGAGGCUCAGCUAUACAUAUUCAACUCACUGACCCGCAAGAAGCGCAAUUGUGGCUCAUGGGCAUUCGUGCGGCUGCAGAGAAUGCAAUAUCGACCGGACCUCCCGUUUUUGAUGAUGACACCGUUAACUAUGUAACGAACAUCCUGGAACAGGAGCGUGAUUACGAUCCGGAUUGCUUUGGACUAUAUAGAGUGGUUCAUCGCAUGUCUACCAAGCAAAGCAAUCGCUCAUCUACCGACGAUAUAACCAAACUUGCAUCCAAUGCCUGCCUCCUUGCCAUUGGGGUUCAUAAGAUACAUAUCCUACCUACCCAUACGAAAUCAUCCAAUAGAGCUUCCAUGGCAUCUUUGGUAGAGCUAGAUUUAGACGCCUGUCUAGGAAUCAUGGCUCUGUCUUCCAUCUCAGUGCAGCCAAGUGAUGACACCUUUCAACUGAUCUUCCGAAUACCAUUCAAAAGCCCAUCAAUCGUCAAUCUCUCCUCAAGUUUCUCAGGUGAAAUCGCACUGCUCCUUCGACAGCGAGCAGAAUAUCUACGGCCUGAAUGGAUCCACCAGCCUUUCUCUUUCAAUGUUCCUCCUCAUGUUCAAGCCCAGGUAAUGCCACCUGUAAACUUUGAGGAGGAUUAUGGAUGCUUUGAUCGGACUCUUAUCGCCUACUGCGCCGCAUAUGAUGUCGAUACCUCGAAGAUUCGUUAUAUGGUAGACUACCAUUGCGAUGAUGCACCAGCCUUUCAACUGCUUCCACGCGAGGGUUGCCCAGAUGGAGGGGGAUAUCUGCUCCUGGAGCUCCUCGCAGUCUUCCGUGCACUACGAUAUAAUGAAUCAUUCGCUACUAUUUCAUUUGCGCGCAUCAACUUGGAUAUUCUACAACAAUUCCGCGAUUCGUUCGGACCUGAUUUUGAUGCCAUGCGCACGAGAUCGAAUGUAGCGGUAAAUAUACCUGGGCAAGAGGAUAUUGCUUCUUUAACCCAAGAGGUGCGAGCACUCGCUCUCAAGAGUAGGGCAUUGCGACGGCUAGACUUUUCAUACUGCUUAACCCGCUCUGCGAAGGCAACCGGGGGUGAGCGUGACCCUGGAUGUGGCAUCCCAGAGGCUGUCUUCCCCCUUUGCCGGCGCAAUCUAACACAAGUAGACUGGCUUGCCCUCAAUGGUAUUGAACUAGGCGACUCAGAUCUAGAUUACCUUGUUGAUGCGGCUUCGCAGAAGACUUCGGCACUUCGGGCUUUUGAAGCAAGCAACUGCAGCUUACAGGUCCAUGACCUGAACCUGAUUCUGUCUACCCUUCGAGUUCAGAAGGACACCCUUGAAUGUUUGCGGAUUUCCAACAUUGUUGGUCGAUUGAGCCCUGACCAGUUCCAGCAACAGGCCGGGUGUUUUAGGAAUAUUCGAAAACUCGAGCUUUCUCAAGUUCUACGGACAUCGAAGAGCGAACCCCUCAUUUCGGCUGAAACAUUACUGAAUUGGGAACUGGAAGAACUCUGCCUGAACAAUACGACGGUAAAUGAACAGACGGUGGAGUCUAUUGCCAUGUAUCUUGCGAGCCCGGAGUCUAAAAAGCUCCGUGAAAUACGUCUUAAUCAAUGUGGUAUCACUGGGGGAGAUGUUGCUACCCUACUCUAUUUCAUGGUUGACGAGGAUUUAAAGCCUCGGGACAUCCACUUGCAUGUAAAUGACAAUAGGUUGGCUAUCGAUUGUGAUGUUUUGUUUGCAUCCAUCUCACAGAAUCGAACAUCGACUCAUCUCACUAUGAGAAACAUCGAAUUUCAACGUGAUGAAGACUUUAGGUAUCUCGUCGAGGCCCUUAUUCAAAACACCACACUGCGAUAUCUUGACAUCUCCCGACUCUCUCUCCCGCACGAUGCCGGUGUCGAGACAUCCAAGGCAUUACAGAGAAUGUUUGAAUUGAACUCUACCAUACAAGAGCUCGACAUCAGCAGCGAGCAAGCCCAUCUUGACGUAAGCAGGUUUGGAAUCGGAUUAAAUCUUGCCUUGACGGGGCUAAAGAAGAAUCAUACCCUGAAGGUACUUAGGAUAGAGCACCAAAAGCUAGGGGUCCAGGGGGCAAACACACUUGCAUCUGUAAUCGAGGAAAACGAUUCGUUGGUUGAAAUAUAUUGUGAAAACAACGAGAUUAACCUGCAGGCGUUCACCAUUAUAGUGAAUGCGCUACAAAAGAAUGAGACGUUGUUACACAUUCCAUCAAUGGCGAGCGACUGCAAGCGGUCACUCGCGCGAGUGCAGCGGGAAAUGGAAGCAGACGUGAAAGAAACCGGACUUCGAUCCACUCUUUCAACUGCAUCGUCAAUUCGCCGGUCUGUACGUGCAGCAUUUACAGGCUCUUACAGCAGCAGUAAUAAGUUGGUCAAGUCACAUCCUCCAGUUUCACAAACUGUUACUUCUUCACCUGGGGUACGUCGCGCGUCAUCCGCCACUCUUACAGGUACGAAUGGAACACAACCUGGCAUGGCAGCGUCAGCGGUCCUACCUCAAUUUACCAGGCCGGAGAUCAAGUUUGCCAUUGAAGCGCUCCAAAGCAAGUGGAAUAUCCAAGAAGCUCGUCUGCAACGCUACCUUUACCGCAAUUACAACAUCCUACACGGCUAUACGGGCGAGACAGUUGGUGAUGAUACGAGAAGUGAAGGACGACCAGCCACGGCAGCUAGUCUGACUACAUUCCUCAACCAGCUCUCCCUCACGCCGAUUGAAGAUAUGAGUCAACGAGACGGUACUUCAGUGGCCGAAACGCCGUCUAGUGAGGCAUCAGCACUGAGUAGAUCCGAGAGUUUUAAGACUGCAAACAACUACAUCGAAGACGACACGGCAAAUGAUCAAAUUGGCGCUGUAGAUUUCAACUUGGACUGGUCAUAUUCACAGCCUUGUUCGAAGCAAAGCGCACUUAUUGACCGUGUCCUCCCAGGUUCCUCGUUUUCAUCACCGGCACAUGUUCAAACGGAGGAACUGGCUGUACCUGUGUCCUCCCAACCCCGACCAUCCCUUCUCCGAGCAACCAGCAGCGUGCGCAGCGGCAAGUCUGCCAGCUCCGUCAGUAUCAACACCAAUACUAGCACGAUAAUGGACAGAACUCCGGUCAGUGGCCGAAAAUUUGGUACGACACGAACACCAUCACUACGUGGCAUGCUCACUGCCAGAGCUGCUACGGCUGCAAGCAAAAGAGAGCUGCAAAGCAAAGUUGACCUGCUUGGAUCUUCCAACGCAGCUCCACGACUGGAUUGGAAUCUUCCUGAAAUAGGUCUGCUUUAG
Microsporum canis CBS 113480 is the source of this 4374-nucleotide messenger RNA. RefSeq names its product leucine rich repeat protein. The transcript has 2 exons. NCBI's taxonomy places the organism in Eukaryota, Fungi, Ascomycota, Eurotiomycetes, Onygenales, Arthrodermataceae. The record is from RefSeq and is a predicted model, not a curated record. The coding region runs from base 1 to 4374 and encodes 1457 amino acids.